This is a messenger RNA of Galleria mellonella (greater wax moth), 9528 nucleotides long. RefSeq names its product cholinesterase (gene Gli). Lineage: Eukaryota; Metazoa; Arthropoda; Insecta; Lepidoptera; Pyralidae. Bases 397 to 3024 code for a protein of 875 amino acids. Gene Ontology annotation, cellular component: septate junction; cell surface; tricellular tight junction. The record is from RefSeq and is a predicted model, not a curated record. The transcript is spliced from 16 exons.
CGAGGGCGUUGCCUGCCUGCUACGCGUUUUAUUUUACUGAUAAUUCAUUGAUUUUAAUAGAUAAACCUUCCGAAUACUGUGAUAAAGUACAAGAUAAGGAAUAGAGCCCUACAGAUAACAUUAUCUAGUACAUUGUUAUAAUUCGUUCUAUUCAGACCGUGUACCGUUCAUUGUUACAAAAAUAUAAAGAUUUUUUUUAGUAAAUAAACAAGUGUAGUGUAUAUAAUAUAACAUAAACGUUAUUUUAUUAUUGAUAAACAUAUUUUAAUUCAUAAAAGUGAUAAAAUUUAAUACGAUAAUGUCAUAAAAAAUAACAAACAUUCUAUGAACAUUUCUCGAUGAUUCACUAUUACGAAUCGCAUUUAGACAGACUAAAAAGUCUAUUGUCAUGAGAAAAUGUUGAAAAAUAGUUUUUUAACAGUUUUACUGUGUGCAAGUGUUCGAAGUCAGUCAAAUAAAGACCUUUAUAAUGGUGAGAUAAACAACGAGUUUUAUAACUCCAGGGAAGAAAUAUCCCGUGUCACCGGGAUUCCUAGCCCGGGUGACACUGAUUACAGGACAUAUGUGUACAAUAAUAGGAGGUAUGGGAUAAAUCCUACACGGUACAACCCUUACAACCCCAAUAUAAACCAGCCAGGAGGAUUUCCUUACAAUCCGAUAGAGACAAACCCACUGGAUGAACAGUUUAAAUAUAAUAUUAAUCGAGAUCCAAACAAUCCUGAUGCACUGUUCCCUGGUGUGCUGGGAGGUUGGAGGGAAGACCUUCAGGGAAAAGAGAGGAGAGACUCACGACUAUUAAAGAAAAAUAUAUUUGUUACUACAAAUUUUGGACAAGUGCAGGGGUUUAAAGUAUAUUUAUAUGACAAUCCUGAUCCGAAUUCUGGUUACCGACCAUGGUUAUCAGCAGUGGAGAGGGUGCAGGGAGAAGUAUCAGUCUUCCUUGGCAUCCCGUAUGCUAGACCACCAGUUUUAGAAGGAAGAUUCAAGCCGCCCCGACAACACCCUGGUUGGCAGUUAAUGCAAGCGGUAGACUGGGGCCCGGCGUGCCCGCAGCCAGUACGGUUCACUGGAGCCACGAAAGGCGUACGCGAUAUGGACGAAGACUGUCUCUACUUGAACAUAUUCUCACCCAAUGCGGAGGCCGGUUCGACUGCUCAGAAGUAUCCCGUAAUGGUAUACAUCCACGGCGGUCAGUUCAUGUCCGGCGCCUCCAAUCUGUUCCCGGGGCACAUGCUCGCAGCCUUCUACAAUGUUGUGGUGGUCUCGAUGAAUUAUAGGCUCGGAGCUCUCGGUUUUCUCUCGACUGCUGACGAGAACUCACCAGGCAACUAUGGUAUCCUGGACCAGGCUAUGGCACUCCGCUGGGUGUAUGAUAACAUCGCCCCGUUCAACGGUGAUCCAUCUUCAAUCACGCUCUUUGGUCCUGGAGCUGGUGCCGCGUCAGCUGGUCUCCUGGCUGUCGCGCCGCAAACUAGGGAUAUUGUGACCAGGGUCAUUGCUCAGAGCGGCUCGGCGAUGGCUGACUGGGCGUUAAUUCAGGACAAGUAUAGAGUGCAAAACACAUCUCUAGUCUUCGGUCGGCUGCUCGGCUGCCCCAUAGACUCCUCGUGGAAACUAGUCAACUGUCUCCGCCAGGGCCGAAGCUUCUAUGAGCUCGGCAACGUUGAAUUUCAGCCACAAGUCGGCUUCAUACCCUGGGGUCCAGUGCUCGAGAACAACUUCACAUUCCCUGGUGAUGAGUGGUACGAGGGUUGGAGGGAGCGUGAUUGGCAUUUCCUUAACUUGACACCCGAGGAUCUCAUACAACGAAGGCAGUUCAACCCAGCUCUGCAGUAUAUGACAGGAGUGACCACUCAAGAGGCCGCCUAUUACAUUUACAACAAUGACUCGUUGGCACCAAGAUACGAGAUCAGCGAGGGCUGGUUCAACCAGAAGGUGGCAGAGCUGGUACUGCGGUACAACUACACGCUGAACCCGCGCGGCGUGUACGAGGCCAUCCGCUAUAUGUACACCUACCAUCCCGAGCCGCACAAUAUCAGCGCCAUCCGGGACCAGUAUAUACAUCUCCUCUCCGAUUUCCUAUACCGCGCACCGACUGACAAAAUGGUGAAAUUACUUCUCGAGCAAAACGUUCCGGUCUACAUGUACGUACUAAACACGACAGUGGAAGCGUUCAAGUGGCCGGAGUGGCGCCAGUACUCGCACGACACGGAGCACUACUUCCUAACGGGCGCGCCCUUCAUGGACCAGGAGUUCUUCCCAGUGAAGCAGCGUAUCGAGCGACAGGCCUGGACGCCCAACGAUAGGAACAUGAGCCAUUUCUUCAUGAAGGCUUAUUCGGACUUCGCGAGAUUCGGUAACCCAACAAGAUCCCGCAUCCUCGGCGUCCACUUCGAGAUGGCGAAAGCUGGACAACUGCGUUACCUGAACCUCAAUACGACCUACAACUCCACCAUACAACUCAACUACCGGCAGACUGAACUCGCAUUCUGGACAAUGUACCUGCCAACUGUCAUUGGACGUCUAGUGCCUACUUACCCACCUAUUACUGAGUUCUGGUGGGAGCCGAAGCAGCCGCUGCAGAUCGCGUUCUGGACGGUGAGCUGCGCCUGCAUCGUGCUCAUCGUGCUGCUCGUCGUCUGCUGCAUGCUCUGGAGGAACGCCAAGAGGGCUUUGCCACCGAAAUGGAAAAUGUUACCGGCCAUAGAAACAGACAGAUACUACAACGGAGACAUCUUUAUGGUCCCGGAGGGCGAUGACACGGGCAUAGAGAACACGAUGCGUUCCAGAGACAACAUUUACGAGUACAGAGACGUGCCCAUCAAACGGCCGAUCACACCACAGACAACGAUAAGCAAAGCGACGAGUCAGCCGUCGAUGCUGCAAACUCGGCCAGCAUCGCAAGCGUCCACCGGCUCGGCCAUCUCGCUGAAAGAGUCUUCGGUGUCCCGAGCGCCCGAACCACUACCACGCGCCCGCAGUCGCACGCACAUCGUGCGAGGCGUGCCGCAAACCACCGUCUGAUAGUGUGCGCUUGCCCUUAUUUACUGGAUAAAUCAAACUGUAUAAGGCUGAGUUCACAUGGCUAUACACCGCACGUUACAAACAGGAUGAAUCUUACCCAAUAUGGCGUCGUAGAUACGUUAGCACGUGAUUGAAUAAUAAAUGAAACCAGUGUGUGUAUUAUAUAGGUAUGUCAUUAAAUUUGAUAACUGAUUUAAUUAGAAAUAUCUACCCCCUUGUUCAUAAAAACGUCAAACUACCUACAAACUAUUUUUAGCUAUUGUUUUCUUUUUUCUUUUGCUCUAAUUUUUCAACUUGAAAGUUGAGAGACAGUCUGAAUUACUUUACAUUUGGUUUCCUGUGAUAAGAAUAGGUAAUAUAAUAUAUAGCAAUAUCUAUAUAUUGUAGUUACAAGUACCCGCUCCUAAUGAAUAUUAGGAGCGGGUUCAACUGGUAUUCAACUGGUAUGGGCGAAUCGUAGUGGGUCCAGAAAAACUCAAUAUAUAGAUAUCGAAUAUCAGCCAUCGAUAUUCUGCUAUAUAUUGUAGUAACAAGAACCCGCUCGUAAUGAGUAUAGGUAUCCAACUGGUAUGGGCGAAUCGCAAUGGGUCCAGAAAAACUCAAUAUAUAGAUAUCGAAUAUCAACCAUCGAUAUUCUGCUAUAUAUUGUAGUAACAAGAACCCGCUCGUAAUGAAUAUAGGUAUCUAACUGGUAUGGGCGAAUCGCAAUGGGUCCAGAAAAACUCAAUAUAUAGAUAUCGAAUAUCAACCAUCGAUAUUCUGCUAUAUAUUGUAGUUACGAGAACCCGCUCGUAAUGAGUAUAGGUAUCUAACUGGUAUGGGCGAAUCGCAAUGGGUCCAGAAAAUCUCAAUAUAUAGAUAUCGAAUAUCAACCAUCGAUAUUCUGCUAUAUAUUGUAGUAACAAGAACCCGCUCGUAAUGAAUAUAGGUAUCUAACUGGUAUGGGCGAAUCGCAAUGGGUCCAGAAAAACUCAAUAUAUAGAUAUCGAAUAUCAACCAUCGAUAUUCUGCUAUAUAUUGUAGUAACAAGAACCCGCUCGUAAUGAAUAUAGGUAUCUAACUGGUAUGGGCGAAUCGCAAUGGGUCCAGAAAAACUCAAUAUAUAGAUAUCGAAUAUCAACCAUCGAUAUUCUGCUAUAUAUUGUAGUUACAAGAACCCGCUCGUAAUGAGUAUAGGUAUCUAACUGGUAUGGGCGAAUCGCAAUGGGUCCAGAAAAACUCAAUAUAUAGAUAUCGAAUAUCAACCAUCGAUAUUCUGCUAUAUAUUGUAGUUACAAGAACCCGCUCGUAAUGAGUAUAGGUAUCUAACUGGUAUGGGCGAAUCGCAAUGGGUCCAGAAAAUCUCAAUAUAUAGAUAUCGAAUAUCAACCAUCGAUAUUCUGCUAUAUAUUGUAGUUACAAGAACCCGCUCGUAAUGAGUAUAGGUAUCUAACUGGUAUGAGCGAAUCGCAAUGGGUCCAGAAAACCUCAAUAUAUAGAUAUCGAAUAUCAACCAUCGAUAUUCUGCUAUAUAUUGUAGUUACAAGAACCCGCUCGUAAUGAGUAUAGGUAUCUAACUGGUAUGGGCGAAUCGCAAUGGGUCCAGAAAACCUCAAUAUAUAGAUAUCGAAUAUCAACCAUCGAUAUUCUGCUAUAUAUUGUAGUUACAAGAACCCGCUCGUAAUGAGUAUAGGUAUCUAACUGGUAUGGGCGAAUCGCAAUGGGUCCAGAAAAACUCAAUAUAUAGAUAUCGAAUAUCAACCAUCGAUAUUCUGCUAUAUAUUGUAGUUACAAGAACCCGCUCGUAAUGAGUAUAGGUAUCUAACUGGUAUGGGCGAAUCGCAAUGGGUCCAGAAAAUCUCAAUAUAUAGAUAUCGAAUAUCAACCAUCGAUAUUCUGCUAUAUAUUGUAGUAACAAGAACCCGCUCGUAAUGAGUAUAGGUAUCUAACUGGUAUGGGCGAAUCGCAAUGGGUCCAGAAAAACUCAAUAUAUAGAUAUCGAAUAUCAACCAUCGAUAUUCUGCUAUAUAUUGUAGUUACAAGAACCCGCUCGUAAUGAGUAUAGGUAUCUAACUGGUAUGGGCGAAUCGCAAUGGGUCCAGAAAAUCUCAAUAUAUAGAUAUCGAAUAUCAACCAUCGAUAUUCUGCUAUAUAUUGUAGUAACAAGAACCCGCUCGUAAUGAGUAUAGGUAUCUAACUGGUAUGGGCGAAUCGCAAUGGGUCCAGAAAAACUCAAUAUAUAGAUAUCGAAUAUCAACCAUCGAUAUUCUGCUAUAUAUUGUAGUUACAAGAACCCGCUCGUAAUGAGUAUAGGUAUCUAACUGGUAUGGGCGAAUCGCAAUGGGUCCAGAAAAACUCAAUAUAUAGAUAUCGAAUAUCAACCAUCGAUAUUAUUCUGUUGUUCGCAAAUUAAUAAUGUGGGUAAAAUAUUUAAAAUAUUUUAGAGUUUAGUUCUCUCAUUCAACAUUUUAGGAUGGAUUUCAUUAUAUAAUUAAUCAGAGAUUAAAUCAGUAUUACCAACAUUGAUAUUUUAUGCAGCUACCAUCAUCUUGUAACCAUUUUAGUUUUAGAUAAAUUAAUACUGUAAUUCCAAUAUUGAGCUGGUCUCUAAUAAAUUUUGUACAAAAGUCGUUUGCUUGAGCACCUCUGUCCCAUUCGUGUUUCUACCGUGCAGCAGUUGUGUUUGCAUGGCUGUGUUUCGGUUUGAAGGGCGGGAUUUGACAGUGAAUUUACAGGGUACAGAGAAAUAGCACUGAGUCCUCAGGAAUGGCAACGCAUGAGGGGUAUCAUGGGUGAAACAGUAUACUCUGUUAUGCCCAUGGUACUGCUCAUGUCUAUAGGCGACGGUUACCACCUUCCAUCAGGUGGGUCGUUUGCCAUUCUAAGGAUGUAUAAAAAAUUCUGUGUCACCAUUCACUAAUGCUUUCUUUAAAAUUAAAAUUUCAAUUUGAUAUCACAGAAAAUAACAAAAUUUCUAAUACAGUAGAAUCUCGAUUAUCCGAAUCAAAUAAAACCAGGGGUAUUCCGGAUAAUCGUUUUCAAAAUGAAAUCGAACAAUAAUUAAAUUUUAAUUUUCUUUUUUAAUAAUAAGCUAUAAAGAUAAUGGAUUACUUAAUACCUAUGUAAUUAAAAAUUUUUGUUGGAAAUAAUUUUAGUUAUUAAUCUUUGACUUGAUGCGCUUCAACUGUAACAACUAUAUGGAAUUAGAGUCGUCCUGUCUUGUCCGGAUAAUCGAAUAUUCGGAUAAUCCGGAUUCUACUGUACAUUUAUGUCAAAAUUAUUAUAAAUUUAGAUUAAGAUGGUCCAUAAAAUUGUACUUUUGCGUAACUUGAAAACUUGAGACUUAUUUAAAAAAUAUAUUUAAGCUAUGAAUGGUGCCACAGAAUCGAUACCAGGUUUGAGACAAGUGAGAGUUAUUAAAGCAUGAGACUUAAAAUUGUAUAAUGGGCGAAUAAUAUUAUAAGAAUAACUCUGUAAGUACAUUUUAAUCCUAUAAGAAUGUAAUAUUUUUCUAACUAAAAAUUCCAUACUGCAAAUUUUUAUAAUUUAAAAAAAAAAUUAUUACUGCAUUAAUACGACCAGCUUUAAUAACUUAAUUGGCACGAUUUUUUUUAGUAACAAUUAUAUGGUUUAUUUAUAUUAUAUAUUUCCACCGUUAGAUGUAAAUUGUUUACAAAUACACUCCUCGCAAAAAUUAACGGAACAUAAAAAUUUUUGAAAUUUUUGGGUGAUUUUCAACAGGCUGUAUUUCAGUGAAAAAUAAUCGUACAGGAAAUUUAAAAAAAGGGUUUUGAAGCUUGAAAACUCUAGUUUUCAGAUUUUUUGGUGAAAAAAUUUUUUGAGCUCCGGUUUCCAUGCAAUUCUUAAACAAAGCUGAAAAGAACUUUGAAAGUUCGAUAUCUCGGAGACAAAUGGUCGUAAUUGAGCCAUCCAAAGCGAUUUUUGAAGCUGAAUAAACACGCUAAGAGACCUAUACAAUGGAGUAGCUCGAAAAAAUUUUUCCAUGCCCAUAGAGUGAAAAACGAAACCUAGAAAAUUUAGAAAAAAAUUAUUUUCAGCUUUAAGAAUUGCAUGGAAACCGGAGCUCAAAAAAUUUUUUCACCAAAAAAUCUGAAAACUAGAGUUUUCAAGCUUCAAAACCCUUUUUUUAAAUUUCCUGUACGAUUAUUUUUCACUGAAAUACAGCCUGUUGAAAAUCACCCAAAAAUUUCAAAAAUUUUUAUGUUCCCUUAAUUUUUGCGAGGAGUGUAUUAUUUUAAAAACAAUUUAGCAAUUUACAUUAAUAAUUAUGAACUUUAUAUCUAGGGCAUUAAAAGUUAAAGUAGUAUUUUUUCGAAUUCAAUUAAAUGUUAAGGAAAAUAGUCAAUAAAAUAUUUUGUUGAUCAAAUCCCAAUUUAAUUCUUAAAUUACUUCACAGUUUUUUCUGUCGUGCUUUUCAUAAACUUUAUUUAAAAUAUACGACAUAACAACAUUCCAAUUAGUUUUGUCAUACGUUACGUACGUACAUACGAGUACGUAACAAAUUGUCUCACUCUAUCGCAUGUAAUGUGCUAACAUUUACUAGUUUUGUUUUUUUUUUAACUUAUAGUAAUUUUUAACUCUAUAUAUCUUUGCAUUGUACUGUCCAGUUUGCAACAUAUACUAAAUGAAAUUCAACCAGUGUAACCGAGAAUUAUUUCUGAAGACUUGGGUGGAAAUAACGACAUACAAAAUUGUCUUACUAACUAACUACAUGCGCGUUAUUAAUAUGGAAUACUAAAAAAAUUUUCUGUUUUCAAACAUUGUCUUUGCAAAAAAUAUCUCUUAUAUAGUAUAUGUACACUGGGGUCUAUUCUGAAGCACCAUUUCACUAAAAUUAAAAUUCCAAUAUCGUCAUAGUCGCAGAAUACUGACGGAUCUGACGAAUAUUACAUAUACAGAUCCGUCAGUAUUCUACGACUAUGACGAUAUGAUAUCGCAGAGAAUUUAUUACUGUAAGGACCAAUACAGCUAAUUUUCUAAUAGAUUUAUGUCAAAAUUUUUAUAAUUUUAGUUUAUGACGCUCCAUAAAACGUUAAUUUCACGAAACUAUCAAAUAAAAUUACUAGUUUAUGAGAUACAUUUAUUGAAUUUUUAAUAGAUAUUGUGCUAAAUAGCUACCGCCUUUUUCUGUUCUCCUCUACCCAAAGGUUGUCUGGAAUAGAUCGCUUUAACAAUGAAACCGCUUUUUAAAUGUACAUAAUAUAUUACGAAUAUAAUUCUUUAAGUAGUGCAAUAAAGAGUAAAUAAAUGGCGCAUUAGAAUCGACCCUAUUGUCUUUGAUUUUAUAUAUUAUACAUAUGUCGCCGAAGUAACACGUGCGUUUCAUAUUUGUUCGUAAUAUUUCAGUCAUUGACAUCUGAUUAUUUAUUAAUACCAUUACCUAGUUUUAUAUUAGACUGAUUUUUAAACUAGACGUAGGUAUAUUUAGUAAUUAUCAAUUGUAAGUUGCACCGGAUUAGGCUCGUUUUGACAGAUGUCAAAUUGACACAUAAAUUUGUUGAUAUCUCUCUUUUUCAUAUAAAAAAAUUAUAAUUCGGUCCUGAUUUUCAAAUGUACCUUUAAAAAUUUAAAAGUAAUUAUCAAUUGUAAGUUGCACCGGAUUAGGUUCGUUUGGCAGAUGUCAAAUUGACACAUAAAUUUGUUGAUAUCUCUCUUUUUCAUAUAAAAAAAAUUAUAAUUCGGUCCUGAUUUUCAAAUGUACCUUUAAAAAUUUAAGUGCUUCACAUAUUAACUAGGUUUAAAAAUAAAUGACAAACAAAAUUUCUAGUACGUUUUCACUACCGCAUGCUUAUGUAUGAUUUUACAUCUCUGCAUAGGUUAUAAAUCCAUUAUUAUAGGUCAUAUUCAAUUGUGAAUUUUUAUUAUUUAGACGUUUUAUGUUACCUUUGAGGUAUGUAAUUAUUAUGAAGUAUUAAUAUUUAUUAUGGACAAAAAAUAUACUUUUAAAAAAGAUUUUCAUUUUUUAUAAAUAAAAACAGCAUUGUCUAUGGUUGAACAUUUAUUUCUAUAUAUUUUUUUAACUUUGUAAACAUAUAAAAUAACAUAAAUGAUUCAAUACAUAAUUGGUUAUAACCAAACCUGAACAAAUUUAAAAAUAUUAGUGUAUAAGUAAAUUUUUUAGCAAUACUACGAAUUGUAAUUAAGUCCGAUCAGAUAAUAUAAAAAUGCUGUUUUUUCGGACUUUAUAUGGCAACAAUUAGUAUAGUCUUACCAAUAAGAAAAAUUACAGUGUUGCCAGUAAAAUAAAUUCCAUGCAAUAUUUCUAUUUCUCUGAUCGGGCUUUAGGGUUUAAGUGUAAUAUUAAGUAAAAAAAAAUAUAUUUAUAAGAAUAAAUGUUGUGAUCGUCUAUCCGUCCGUACAUUGUGCAAUGUCUUAAAGAGUGCCUCUAAUUUAUAUAAGGGUUAUACCUAUUUAUUAUUUAAAAAAAAAAUGUGACUAAAAGAAACGAAACUGCCUUUGUACAGUAUACUUUUUAAUGAAAUUAAAAACAAAUGAAUUCUUAAA